Molecule: messenger RNA, 2845 nt
Organism: Mercenaria mercenaria
Lineage: Eukaryota; Metazoa; Mollusca; Bivalvia; Venerida; Veneridae
Product: solute carrier family 26 member 6-like
Exons: 20
Coding region: 106-2583 (825 amino acids)
Biological process (GO): transmembrane transport
Cellular component (GO): membrane
Molecular function (GO): oxalate transmembrane transporter activity; bicarbonate transmembrane transporter activity; sulfate transmembrane transporter activity
Source: RefSeq, a predicted model, not a curated record
AUAAAGUACGUAACAUGUGGCAAAUUUUCGCUACCUAAAGUACUAAUUCAUUGCAGCUUGUAGUUUUAAAGGAUUUUGUACAUAAUAUACUUUGUGUUUGUGUACAUGUAUAAUGAUAAACUUGUUAUUAUAAAUUGUUGUGGAAUUAACGAAUUGAGACACGAGAAGAACGAAUCACGUGUCAGUAUGAAUCAGAAUCCGCAGUUUCACGUGGUACUGGACCUUGAUGGUACCACGCCUCCGAUUACAGUUGUCUCUGGCGCCGAGAACGAGUACUAUGAUGCUCUCAAGAACAGGUGCAAGAAAACGGUCGACUUCCGGAAUGACUAUAGACGCCCGGAUGAUCCAUCUCUGAGUCUUCCAGCCGCUUGCAAAAGACAAAUGAAAAGCGUAUGUCCAUGUGACAAAGCCUCCCAAAAGAAGUUUUUAACGAAAAGAUUUCCUCUUUGGAAAAUAAUGAGAAAAUACAAAUGGAGGGACGACCUACCGAACGAUAUAAUAUCUGGCCUUACUGUCGGCAUAAUGCAGCUUCCCCAAGGAAUGGCGUAUGCACUACUGGCGGAACUUCCACCUGUGGUUGGUCUCUACAUGGCAUUCUUCCCUGUACUCAUCUACUUUAUCUUCGGUACAUCCAAACACAUUUCUAUGGGUACUGUUGCAUUAUGCAGUUUACUUACCGGGUCAGUCAUCUCUCGCUUCUACAAUCCGGAGCUCGCUGCGUCUAUACUUGGGCCUGAUGUGACAAAAACUCUUACGCAAGAGGCAAAUGCAACAGCCACAGAUGCAGCUGAUCCAAUAGAAAUAGAGCUUCCUAAUCACGCGAAAAUAGCAAUUGCGUCAUCACUGUGCCUUCUCGUUGGAUUAGUACAGUUGGUUAUGGGUGUGUUUCGUAUGGGAUUUAUCACCACCUAUAUGUCUGACCCUAUGAUUGGGGGCUUCACGACAGGUGCAGCGGUGCAUGUCGGGACCAGUCAGGUUAAAUACGUGUUCGGCCUUCACAUUCCACGAUCAGACGGUAUCUUCCAGAUCAUAAAGACAUAUGCUUUGAUAGUUCAUCAUAUCGCGGAGACGAACUAUCCCACGUUGAUAAUGUCUGUGAUAUGUAUGGUGAUUUUAUACAUUGUUAAAGUACAAGUUAACCAAAGGUUUAAGGCGAAAAUGAAGUUCCCAGUUCCUGUUGAACUUCUAGUUGUUGUUGCCGGAACUAUGUUGUCAUAUUUCCUUAAAUUUUCCGAGAAUUACAAAAUGACAAUUGUUGGGGAAAUACCAGCCGGUCUGCCAAAGCCUUCGAUACCCAGCCUGCCUUCAACAAGUGUCUAUACAGCUGAUGUGUUCAUUAUAGCAAUUGUCGCUUUUUCUCAAUGUGUGGGACUUGCCGCACUGAUGGCGAAAAAACACGGCUACAGUUACGACGCCAAUCAGGAGCUGAUAGCAUACGGUGCUGGCAACAUAUUUGGUUCGUUUUUCUCGUGCUAUCCAUACGCGGCCUCUGUAUCUAGAAGUUCCGUGCAGGAAUCAGCUGGCGGACGUACCCAGCUUGCCAGUGUGGUAUCAGCAACAUUAGUCUUAAUUGUGAUUGUUUCCAUUGGACCAUUGUUUCAAUCGUUACCUAAUUGUGUUCUCGCCUCAAUCAUCAUGGUAGCAUUGAGAAGUUUAUUUUUACAGUUUCUUGAGCUUCCAAAGAUAUUCAGAACAUCUGCUUAUGAUUUUGUAAGUAUGCCUUUUAAACACUAUGAAACGUUCACACAAAGUGAUCAGACACAUAUUGUGCGGGGCAAUAAAUAUUGUAAUGUUAGAAAGGAUAUCGUAUCAUGUUAUGUUAUAAAGCUAUGUUUUUAUACUUGCAGAAUAAAAGCAGAAAACCUGCAGAAAAUAAACGCUAUCCAUUUGUACGAGGAUAGUACAAAAUAUAGACAGACUGAAUCCGUACCAGGGAUAAAGGUGAUUGGAUACAGCUCACCUCUGUAUUACGCUAAUGGUUCCAUGUUUGUUAAACAAGUGUACACGUUAUCCGGGGUGAUUCCAGAAAAACGAAAGAAACAUCUAAAAAGACUGAAGAAAGCAACAAAACAGUCGCUGAAUGUUAGAAAUAGCACGAUGCAGCUAGUCACCGAGUCGAAUGAAAUGGGCUCCACACCCAGUCUAAACUACACAUCGGACGUCUACGACCAGGUCAGCAACUGGAAUGGCACAAACAGACAAGCCAACUUGCUGACAGCUUUGGCAGAGAAAAACCAGCUACAUCACAUAGUCAUUGACCUUUCCGGAGUCACCUUCAUCGAUUCUGUUGGUGCGAAAGUCCUUAAACAGCUGGUAGAAGACUACGAGGCUGUUGAAAUAAAAGUUUUACUCAGCAAUGUGAACGACGAGGUUUGGAGAGUUUUAGAAUCCACAAAAUUCCUGAAAACGUACACAGAUCGCCUAUACCUCACCGUUGAUGACGCGAUAAAUGCGGUCAAUAUUAAGACACAAAUUAAACAGGCAGCUGACUUAAAGUACCCACAACGAAUGAUGUAUAGAGAGAACAACAACCCGGAUGCGGCCGAGGAGGAUGCUUUACUGACUUUAGAGUCCUCUUUCUGAUCCACAUGUGAUGUUGUCAGUGCGUUAAAUUGACUCAAAAGCGGAAAGAAAGUGGACCAUUAGACUAGUCAUGAUGAAGAGAAGCCUUUUUCCAAGGACCAGAUAAUCUCCCUUUAAUUGUUUUGUUUGGUUAAGUUCGUUAACUUGUUAUUUAUUUGUUAUCUGCUUCCUGUUAAAAAGGGUUAAGAAAAAAAAUUACAUUUUUUAGCUCAUCUGAUUUUUUGAAAAAAAAUGAUGAGUUAUUGUCAUCACUUGAGCGGUU